GUUGCUUCCACUCCACUCGCAGCAUAUACGGCAAUGGACAUCCUCAAGGCAGAGCUGGCCAACAAGCGCAAGGCAGCAUCGCCGGAUGCUCCGUCAUCGUCGUCAUCGGGCCCCGCUAGCAAAUAUGUCAGGAGGGGAGACAUUGAGAAGCAGCGCGAGGAGGAGGCGCGAAGGGAGCAAGAACAGAGGAGAAAGGAGAAGGAAGCACUUACCAGAUUGAAGGAGGAGGAGAGGCAGAGAAAGUCCAAAUCAGUUACUCCGGACCGGGGCGAAGGAUCCUCAUCGGACGGACUCCGCUCAGCCCACCAAGCAAUCGCAGAUGCUCAACGCGAGACUUUCAAUAUCUCCCCCUUCGAAGCAUCCAGGCGGCUACGAGCCAAGGGCGAGCCCAUUCGCUUGUUCGGCGAGACAGACAAGGAGACCCGUCUGCGCCUCAGAGCGCUAGAGCUCAUCGAGGAGCGUGGCGAGAAGUUUGGUCAGAACGAUUUCAUGAGGGCACUUGCGGGAGCGGAGAGUGGCUUGACAUUGGAGCAGAUGGAGAAGGAGAAGAUGGCUAACAGUGGGAAGCAGAAAGCUGCUGAUGGAAAGGAGCAAGGGGCAAGGGAGGGAAGCAAGGCAGAGGGUGCGGCUGAAGAGGAUGAGAAGAAGGCGUCAAGACGGACGGGGCCUGGCAUCGGCAUGGACUCGCUCCUCGACUUGGACCUCAUUCGUAAGGAUAUGGCAAAGGUGUAUCCGAUCAUCUACUAUACGCUCAAAGGCUUGCUGGAGGAUUGGGAAAAGAGCUUGGCAGAUCGAUCGAUCGAAGUCAAGAUGUCCACAACGGGCAAGACAGCCUCGGCAAUCCAGGUCCAAUCCUCCGAGUACCUCAAGCCCCUCUUCAAAUCUCUACGCAAACGCGAGCUCCCACCCGACGUCCUAAUGCGCAUCGCCGAAAUAGUUCACUACGUUCAAAAGCGCGAAUAUCGUCAUGCAAACGACUCGUACCUGCAACUGUCCAUCGGCAAUGCACCCUGGCCUAUCGGAGUCACCAUGGUGGGGAUUCACGAGAGGAGUGGAAGAGAGAAGAUUUUCGCCAGUAAUGUGGCGCAUGUGCUUAAUGACGAGGUGUCGAGGAAGUAUAUCCAGAGUCUCAAGAGAUUGAUGACUUUUGCUCAGACGAGGUACCCUCCAAGCGACGUCAGUAUGCUCAUGGGCUGACUGGGACUGCAGUCUCACGCCAGUGUCCUUCUGUCCCAUCAAUGUAUAUCACGAAUGUCAUCCACAUCCUGCGCAUAAUCACG
Jaminaea rosea is the source of this 1280-nucleotide messenger RNA. RefSeq names its product Prp18-domain-containing protein. Gene Ontology annotation, biological process: generation of catalytic spliceosome for second transesterification step; RNA splicing. The transcript is spliced from 4 exons. The coding region runs from base 34 to 1197 and encodes 387 amino acids. The record is from RefSeq and is a predicted model, not a curated record. Gene Ontology annotation, cellular component: U4/U6 x U5 tri-snRNP complex; U2-type post-spliceosomal complex; U5 snRNP. NCBI's taxonomy places the organism in Eukaryota, Fungi, Basidiomycota, Exobasidiomycetes, Microstromatales.